Messenger RNA from Halichondria panicea, 1496 nucleotides. RefSeq lists its product as uncharacterized. The record is from RefSeq and is a predicted model, not a curated record. The transcript is spliced from 6 exons. The coding region runs from base 113 to 1402 and encodes 429 amino acids. Lineage: Eukaryota; Metazoa; Porifera; Demospongiae; Suberitida; Halichondriidae.
GCAAUAAUCAUGAGAUCCUUUUUAGAUUUAUACUGGUCUAUAAAACCUCAAGUCUAAGAGUAGACAGUGCAUAAUAAAUUUACGAUCUCUGUAGAGAUCUAGCUACAAAGCAAUGGCGGUUAGCCAAGAGGAAGAGAACUACAAACGGUUCGAGUCAUUGAAAGAGAAGUUUAGUAUCCCAGAAUCCCAGGAGCCAGCUGUACAGCACAAGGAGAGAGUUAGGCCGUCCAGUGGAGGCAAGCAGAGACGAGAUCCACGCGGCAUGGCACCACCGCUCGUGCCGCUGGUGGAGGAGGGGGACCAGAUACAACAGGACUUGUAUGCUGCAUCACCUGUGGACGAGAGACUGACGAAACUAGCCCAGGGAGGCCCCAACCUUCCCCUCUCCUCACCAGUCAAGGGCAAAUGGAAGUACAGUCUGCACCCCAAAUCUAACCACUUGACUACUGAUUUCGAUGCUAUUGAGACGGCCUCGGUGACCAGCUGUAGCUCUGCCUACUCCUCGGGCGAGUCGAGUGCCUUCGGUCCAUUUGGUCCUGGGUCCGUCACUGAGCUCUCGGAGAUUGGGUCAUGUGAUACAGGCAUGGAGUACGACCACCCCCCACACAGACACUACAUAAGCCACCCCCUGGGCAGCGAUGAUGUAACCAGUGAAAUCGUCCCAAAGAGUACCAAAGCAUGGGACAAGGCAAUUGGUGACUGGAUGUUCAUGGGCGUAUCCCAGCCAUCGUCUCCAUCACAGCCGAGUAUGAGACGACCCUCCAAUGAAGUGCGACUGCCCACCCCCCUCUCAUCACCAUUCAGCAGCACAGACAACCUUCUACUAGACGCUGGAAGCAGGACAUCUCUGUUGAGUUUCUCGAGUAGUACAGCUGAUGACGACCUCCCACAGUGGACCCCCAGCAGCCAUAGAGACCUCCCACGUAGAGAUCCUCCACAGUGGACUCCCAGCAGUUACAGAUUGGGGAAGUUUGUUCGCUCCGAGUCCAACCUUGCCACUCAUGCACGGAGCACGUCGUGUGAUCAGAACGACGGCAAUAGCCUCACGGAAGGUAUCACCAGCACCAGCACGGAUACACAGAGCCUGGAUAACAACACUCAACAGACAUCUAACGAGGGACGGGCUCCUAACAAACAAGCAGAGGGUGUGAAGAGUGUCAGUUCCUCGGUACAGUCCUCCAACAAGUGGGAGAUAGCCUUGGCUCGGUAUAGGACCACGCCCAAGUCACCUGUUCAGACUGCUAGUAAAGAGACGCUAAAUGAACACUCCCAAUCGGUGGUGGAGGCGCGGGCAGAGAGGUUCGGGGGUACCAAGGGGAAGGGCCUGCGGAGGACACAGAGCUUUCAGAUUGGAACUAGAACUACUCCGGUUAUAAAGAAACUUGUUAUUCAUGAGCAGUGAUUAUUAUAGUGUGUUACAGACUCUUGCAAACGUUGUGUGUGUUUAAUUUUUAUUUUGUAUAAUAAUAAUAUGGUUGAAUCUAUGUUUAAAGUGC